Messenger RNA from Tyto alba (common barn owl), 3075 nucleotides. It is a transcript of the gene STRADB, whose product is annotated as STE20 related adaptor beta. NCBI's taxonomy places the organism in Eukaryota, Metazoa, Chordata, Aves, Strigiformes, Tytonidae. The record is from RefSeq and is a predicted model, not a curated record. Gene Ontology annotation, biological process: protein phosphorylation. Gene Ontology annotation, molecular function: ATP binding; protein serine/threonine kinase activator activity; protein kinase activity. The transcript is spliced from 11 exons. Bases 1165 to 2415 code for a protein of 416 amino acids.
CCCUGAUCCUCUGAAGGUGCCAAAUACUUACGAAGGAUCUCGUCUUGUUUUUUCAUCUUUAAUAAUGAUUUACAGUAAUUCUUUACUUCAAGCGGAUUUUCAGGGUAAAAAUACUAAGGAUUAGUUGUGGCUUGGAUAUUUGGCAGCGGAUGGGGUGGGUGGGAGCUUGUUAGCUUUUCAGGACUGUUGCCCUGAUUAAAUAGCAUACUUAAUUUAAAUGUGAGAUAUAACCAAGUUUAGCUCCUUGAUGAACAAAAUGAUCAGUUUCUGAUAUAGUACUUCUUUUUGCCUUUUUAAAGUUAGCUUUCAAGCAAUAAUUACAUAUUAACAUGGAACUACUUCCCGUAGCUGACUUUGUCAGCCACCAGGUAGGAUUCAUCAUGGUAGAUUUGCUUGUUGCUGAAGUAAAUUAGCUAGUCCCACUCUACACUUCAGAACCUUUGAUACACUUGUUAGACAUAGUCAUUUCUCCUCGCUGCCUGAGCUUUCAAAACAUCAGACAUAAAUCUUCUGGAGGACUGUCAAGAGUGGCUACUCUGAUCUGUGAGGAAGUUUGAAUGGUGAUUCUGUAGCCUAAGUAAAGUGAAAAUUAUCUGAAUUGGUUACCUUCCUUCCCCCCCCCCCCCCCCCCCUUUACUCAAAUCUCUUACAAUAGUAUUUCCUCCUUCACUUGUGAAAUACAAAGUGCAGUUGCUUCUGGCUUGCCUUUUUUGUGAGGUAAUUCAGCUACACACAUCUGAGCUGAGAUCUGACUGCACAGCUGUGCUCCUUUAAAACAACAGACAAUUAUUUAUUUUCCUACAAAGUGCCAGGGAUUCCUGAAUCUGUUCCUUUUUACUUUCUGCCACUUAAGGCACAACUAAAUUGUUUGUUCAGAAGUGGUAAUAACAUCUGUAAACUGAUGAAUCAAAAAGGAAAACUUGAGUUGGAAUAGAUACUGCAUAUCCAUGGAGUUUGAAAUCCAUAUGGUGCUUAAAGGCUUGAUAGAAGCAGGCUUUCCCAGAGCUGUAGUUUCGUGUUUGUGUGUGUGUGUUAACUGAGAGGAAUGCCUUACAGUUGUGGUUAAAGAAACUUAUAUUUAUUACAGGUUUAUAUAUGAUCUUACGUUGCUACUUUAAUUUUUCUAGGAUAAAUAUGACUGUUCCUCUGAUCUAAAGCAGUUCCAUGUCUUGUUUGGACUGUUCCUGUAUUCUACGUACACCCGUUGAAUCAAUCAGACCAGAAGAGCUAUCUCAGAGCAGCGUCCAUGAAUGCCUGGCUGAUUCUGAUCUAGCCUGGAUUCCCCCAUCUACAGAAAGGAAUGAAAUGGUAUUUUGCUCUUCUAAUGUCUCUCACUAUGAACUCCAGCUGGAAAUAGGAAGGCGGUUCAACAACUUAACUUCAGUCUACCUUGCACGGCAUACACCUACAGGCAUGCAAGUUGCUGUAAGGAUCACAGACCUAGAAAAUUGCUCUGAAGAGCAUUUGAAAGCCUUACAGAAUGAGGUGGUUUUAUCCCACUUUUUCCAGCAUCCCAAUGUAAUGACUCUUUGGACAGUGUUUACAGCUGGUAGUUGGCUUUGGGUCAUCUCCCCAUUCAUGGCCUAUGGUUCAGCUAGACACCUGCUGAAGACUUACUUUCCUGAAGGAAUGAGUGAAGCUUUGAUAGGGAACAUUCUGUUUGGUGCAAUCAGAGGAUUAAAUUACAUGCACCAGAACGGCUACAUUCACAGGAAUAUUAAAGCUAGCCACAUUCUGAUUUCAGGGGAUGGGCUGGUUUCUCUCUCUGGUUUAAACAACCUCUACAGUUUAGUUAACAAUGGACAGAAGUCAAAGGUGGUAUAUGAUUUCCCCCAGUUUAGUACAUCUGUGCUUCCUUGGCUGAGUCCUGAACUACUGAGACAGGAUUUGUCUGGGUAUAACAUGAAGUCUGACAUUUACAGUGUGGGAAUUACAGCAUGUGAAUUAGCCAAUGGACAUGUUCCAUUUCAAGAUAUGCCUCGCACUCAGAUGCUGUUGCAAAAGCUGAAAGGUCCCACAUAUUGUCCGUGGGAUAUAAAUACCUUUCCUCGUGGGGAAUCCAGGAUGAAGAAUUCCCGAUCAGGUGUUGAUUCUGGAAUUGGUGAGAGCAUGACACGCACAAUGACCAGUGAAAGACUACAGAUUCCUUUUUCCAAAACAUUUUCACCUGCUUUCCACAACUUGGUAGAACUUUGCUUGCAACAGGACCCUGAGAAAAGGCCAUCAGCAAGCAGUUUGCUUUCGCAUACGUUCUUCAAACAGAUAAAAGAACAAACACAGAAUUCACUACUGUCUCUAUUACCACCUCCUAUUCAAAAUAACAGAUCAGAGUUCUUGGCACUGCCCUCAACAGCAGUUGGGACUGAACUUGGACAUCUUACUGCAAAUCAAGAUGAUACAGACUGGGAAUUCUAAAUAAAUACCAAACAAUCAUACCUCUCCUGUGCUUCAAAGAAGGAAAAUGUGAUUUGUAUUUGCUGCUUUAGUUUGUAUGGUUAAAAUACAGUUCGACAAGGUAUACUUGAAAAUGCCAUUAAAGUGGCCGUAUUUCAUGAACUACUUCCUCUCUUGGCAUCGUGAAGCGCAGCGUGCCUCACUUUUUGACUGUAAGGAAAACUGUAUAUAGAGAAUGGCUGAAUGCUUAUCUCCCUCUUUCAAAAUAUGUCUUAACAAGAGAGUUCCUGCUGUAAUCUUACUGUAUACUGUAUUUUCAGCUCUUAUUGCUGCAAUCCAUGUGCCUUUCUGAAAUCAGGCUUGGGUUCUCUCUGUGACCUUAAACGAUCUAUUUGUCUUUUCAUGUCACCCAAAUCAUUUCAGUAAGGAGAAAUCCUCCACUUCCAAGUCUAAAGUUGAAACUGCACAAAUUAAUUGCUUAGGCAAAUAAAUGUUUCUCUCUUCACACAUCACAAAAGGCAUUUUUCUCACCUGUCGUACUUGCCAAAAGUUAGCUAUGCAUCAUUUUGCAUGCAGUUUUAAUACUGUGUGUUUCCCAAAGAAGUUAAGCUGCUUGAAACUGUGACUCAUGCUCUUGUAUUUGUCUACAUUCUUAGUAAAAAUUUGUGCUUUUGCAUCUCC